CAACAUACUUCACCAUUCACAGUACUUGAGCUAUGGCGGGUGAAGAAGGCCAGACAGGGGUCACGGCCACGGCGACGACGGCGGUGACGCAAAACACGGACAAAGUUGAGGGCAGUGACGAAGAUCUUGAUUUUGAGGAGUACAGUGAAAAAACAAACGAAUUCUUUGAAGACAUUAUAAGGAAGAUGGAAAAGGUGGCUCAGUUUGUGAACAAAAUUGAGAGAGCUUUGGUUACAAACAUCACAAGUGAUUUAAGUGUUGUGAAAGCUUUGGUGGUAGAAUUUUGCACCCAAAAUUACAUGAAAGCCCAUGUGAAACACAAGGUAAAAUGCAUAGAUAAAGAAGUUGACGACCUAAUUCAGCAUUUGAAAAAUAAAAGGGAGAAAAAGCAAGAGGAAGAGGGGAAUUCCAAGGAGAAAGAGGUUAAGAAGGAGGAGAGAAAGUUGGUGAAAACCUCUGAAUGGUUGAUUUCUAUUGGUAAAAAAACGGAGAAAAUCAAGAAUUUGGUUUCCCAAUUCGGGAGCCUGCCGGAGGAGGAGAGCGGUGCGGCGGCGGCGUCGUCAACGACCGGCGGUAAGAGGGAAAAGCAGAAAACGGUAUCAAACUCCACGGAAUGCUAUAAAAUGUGCAUCGAAGAGAGCCUCCUCAUUUCGCCAAUCAUCACGGGUAGCCUUAAAAAGAGCUACGACCAUCUUCCGAGUAACGAAUUGAAGCUGUGUUUGCUCAGCCUUGCGGCAUUUCCAGAGGAUUUCAUCAUAAAGAAAAGGCCACUCAUAUAUUGGUGGAUGUCAGAGGGCUUUGUAGUGGAGAAUGGAAAUUCCAAGUCAUCAGCUGAGGAAGUUGGGGAACAAAACUUCACCCAACUUAUCCAACUGGGCUUAAUACAACCUUGGUAUGAAUCAGGCAACACUACAGACCAACCACAUAAUAAUGUUCAUGUACAAGGUUGUAGUGUGCAUCCUUGGAUUCGAAGAAUGUUAGUUCCAAUUGCAAUGGAAGCCCGGUUGUUUGAAUUUUUUGGUGUUCCGAAGGAAGAGGAGCAUCCACCUAUGACGAUGACUGGGAAUCCCAGAAGCCGACGUGUGUGCUUAUAUGAUGAUGGAGAUGGAGAAGGAGUUGAGCAUACUGCCACUUGGAAAACUAGAAACCGGAAAUAUCACAAGCUUUCUGAAGAAAGGUUGAAAUGGAUUAAAGCUCAGUACUAUAGAGUGCAGCGGGGGGUUGAUAAGGAAUUGUUGUUACAAAUGCCAAAGGAUAUUAAAGAGGUGUCCGAAAGGCAAAAGAAGCUGAUACUGUCUUCUAAAUUUAUAACUGAUCUCAAUAAUUUGGUUGCAGAAGUCGCCCAUGGAAAAGUGAAACAUGGAAGCGAUGAUGAUGAUGCCCUCCUGGCUGCCGUCAAUAAGCGGCUAAACGAUCUCAAGACUCGAAUUGAAGAUGAUGAUGUUGGAAACAACAUUACGGAAUUGCAUGAUGAGCAAAUGAAACUGCAAAAUGAGAUUGAGGGCUUGCACAAACAAUUCCAAGUGCGUAUGGAACAUCAGAUAAAUUAUCUGGAUAGGGUGCUGGAUCCCAAGUGGGUGAAUGAUUCUGUGGUCGUCUACAACAGAAAAAAAAACUGUGAGAUUUUGCAAGAAAAAGAGGUGUUAUUUGGCCACAAUGACCUCAACAACCCAUUUCCAUUUCCUUUUCUAAUGAAGGAGAAGAACAACAAAAGGACCACCGCACGUACUAGUAGUAGUAGUAGUAACGCCGACCAGAAUGAGCAAGCCAAAAAAAGUGACGAGGAGGCGGAGAGAUUACUGGCAAUCAUCAAUGUUACCCUAAAAUACUUGGAUAUGGAUCAUGAACCCUUUGGGAAAAUGAAAUGGCUUCGAACUCUUCACUUGGGAAGGUGGCGAGACUCCUUGCCUGUACCUCACAUUGAGGUUGAAAAUGACCGCAUCUUCGAAGCCCUGUUCCAUGUGGCCAACCAUUUGAAAUACCUGAGUCUCAGAGGGAUUUCAAGGAUCACUUCAUUGCCCUCCACUAUUUCUAAAUGCUGCAACCUCCAAAUCCUGGACCUCAAGGCCUGUUACAAUUUGGAAACUCUUCCUACUGAGAUUAACAAGCUCUAUAAGCUCACUCAUUUGGAUGUUUCAGAAUGUUACCUCCUUCAGACCAAUUUGUGGAGCCUUGUUCAAAACCUUCAGUGCCUCCAAACCUUAAAGGGUCUCAAGCUAGAUCAAUCCACUCUCAACUCUCUUCAAGCCUUGGCAGCUUCUGGUACCUUAAGGAAAUUGAGCAUCAUACUCACUACACCCACCUUCAACAUAGAUCUACUAACCAGUUUGAGCAAGCUUUGCAUUCUCACAAUAACAUGGAGGAUAACACCAGAUACCCAGCCAAAAGUCAGCACUGAGAAUCUGCCACAGCAACAACAAGCUGCAGAAGAAAUUAGUGCCAACACUGAGACCACAUCACACCCAAAACCAGAAAAAAGUGGUGAUGAUGGUGGUGGUGCCAGCACUGAGAAUCCGGCACAGCAACAACCUGCAGGAGGAGAAAUUAGUGCCAACACUGAGACCACACCACACCCAAAACCAGAAAUAAGUGAUGCCAACACUGAGAGCACGCCACAGAAAAAUCCAGAAAAAAGUGAUGGUGCCAGCACUAGGAAUCAGCCACAGAAAAACCCCACACAAAAAAGUGAUGAAGAAGAGGAGGAAGGUAUUGAGGUUCUGCCAAAUCUAAAGAAGCUUGACCUGAGAUGCUAUCCAGAUAAAACUUGGCCAAAUUGGGUUAAGAAGUUUUCUUCAUUGGAAACACUUUACAUCACCGGAGGAGACCUGGAGGAGUUUCCCAUGUUAGAUCUGGAUCUACAAAAACUCCAACUUCUGCGUUUCAAAUAUUUAACCAAACUCAAAUUGGGUCAGGAUUUCAACACAUCUCAACUAAAAUCCACCAAAUUUCCCUCUCUCAUCACCUUCCUUAACCAUGACAGCAAGCCUAAGAAGUGAGAAGGAUGCAUAUCGCUCCCAUCAUAUCCCAACGCGCAAUAUAUAUAGUUGCAGCGUUAGUUACUAUUUUCCUAUUUGAUUUGAAGUCCUUUUUUGUUUUCUUUUUCUUUAUUUUUCCAAUAAAUCUGUUGUUGUGUCUAUUAUGCGGUAGCAUUCAUGAGAUGCUUGCUGCCAUUUUGUUGUUGUAUUGAUUAUUAAAUAAUGCGUUUCAGAAAUAAUAUGAUUUGGUGUUUUAAAGAUUGUUUA
Ipomoea triloba (trilobed morning glory) is the source of this 3242-nucleotide messenger RNA. RefSeq lists its product as uncharacterized. Lineage: Eukaryota; Viridiplantae; Streptophyta; Magnoliopsida; Solanales; Convolvulaceae. The transcript is spliced from 2 exons. Gene Ontology annotation, biological process: defense response to other organism. The record is from RefSeq and is a predicted model, not a curated record. Bases 33 to 2996 code for a protein of 987 amino acids.